AUGGUCAAUCACAAUGGCAGCAGCAACUCUCCACCUCCUUCCAAUCCAAUCAAGAAAUAUAAUUGGUGGAUCUUGAUGUGUCUCAUCACUUUCUCAACCCUCCUCACCACUCUCAUGAUGAUUUAUUUUAAAAAACGAACAUUACAUUUAACAACGUCAUCCAAUCAUGAAAACGAUGUCACUUUAUCAUCACCCGCAACAACGAUUAAUUUAAUCAAUAGGUACACCCCUCCAAAAAUUCCACACGAAUUUCAAAAUUAUCUCCUUCACAAUAACAACAAAAAAAGUGAAAUUCUUCCACAAAUUCAUCAUCAAAUCGGAAAAUCAAUAUUUUCGAGUCACUACAAUUGUAUCAAACAUAUACCGGAUCACGUCAAUCAAACAAGUUUAAACAAUAGAUAUUCACUCAAUUGGAACUCACUUUAUACUUCAUGUGUUUUAGAAAAUGUGUGUUUGAAUAGGAGAGGAGAAUGGUUGUUAUAUUUACAUAACCCGCAUGAAAGAAAAAAAUUCAAUGAUCAAAUUCUUGUACUCACAAGUUCCUUGAGAUUGGUCAUGCAUGAAUCGAUCAAAUUUAAAGUUCAUACUCGAGUGCCUCCUCAACAACAAGUAACGCAAUCCAACAAUUAUUUUACAGGAACAGAUGAAAAUUCAAUUUUUAAAAUUUCAAAACAAUUUAGUUGGAUUCAAACACCAACCUUUGCAUUCUCGAGAUAUGCCACCUCGAAUGUGGGUCACUUGAUCAUGGAUAAUUUAUUUUCAGUUUUUAACAUGAUGGCAAAUUUCGAGUAUGUGAACUCCAAUCAUUUUUUACUGUUUUUAGAUGAUCCAUUUAACAAAGAGACUGGUUCACUACCGAGAGCAGGUCAUCCACCAGAGAGAGCUGAAGCAGUUUCAUUGGAAUGGGCAAAAUUUUUCUCAUCUCACAAACCUCUUCAGCUGUGUUUUGAUCAAUUCACAAAUUCUUAUUAUAUUCAUUAUGCUCCAUGCAGACAAGAUAACGUGGAACAAUCCAUUAAGGAUCAACUGUCACGAGAAGAAGGCAAUGAAGUGCAAACAUGCUUCUCUAGCCUAUUCAUUGGAUCUGUGGAGUCACAUUAUUUUGAUUUUUAUGGUCGUGAAACAAUAUUUCCCUUAUUUAGGAAUUAUAUAUUGAAUCAAGUGGGAUAUUUGGAAUCAAAAAAGUAUGGCCAAGAGAAUCGCCAAACGCAUACCUCCCAUCAACGUACUCUCAAAAUUGCCAUUCAAAGAAAACCAAUUUCUUCCAAACACAAAGAUUCCAUUAUUAACACGUUCGAAAUUGCAAAUUACUUUAAUGAGAAGAAAACAGAAAUAUUGACUCGUUUGAAUGCCAUCUAUAAGAGAUUUCAUUCAGUGGAAAUUAUCGAGUUGAAAUUAGAAGAAUUGAAGGCCAUGGAACAACUGCAAUUCUUCAAAGAUUUGGAUGUUUACGUUAGCACUCAGGGAUCUGCCUCGUACAUGUCUAUGUUCAUGCUCAAUCCAACAUCUCUCCUCUUCUUCUCUCCUCUGUGUCGAUCUGAAACUUUGCAAUGCAGCGACUACAACAUUCGAAUUCACAAAACAUUUUCAAACGUUCGAACCAUUUCACUCAAUGAUCAUUUAGACAUGAUUGAAUGUGUCAAAGAGAAUUCUCUCAAUGGCGUUGGAUAUAAGGUGAAAAAAGUGGAACCACCAGGGAGCGUUUACUAUUACGGUGAUUGUCAUUUGAGAUUUAAUGUUGAAAAGUUUUAUGCAUUGGUAUUGGAAGAAUUGGAAAACAUUCAUUCGAGUUCACGACAUUUCAGUUGA
Messenger RNA from Naegleria fowleri, 1809 nucleotides. RefSeq lists its product as uncharacterized. NCBI's taxonomy places the organism in Eukaryota, Heterolobosea, Eutetramitea, Acrasida, Naegleriidae. The record is from RefSeq and is a predicted model, not a curated record. The transcript has a single exon. The coding region runs from base 1 to 1809 and encodes 602 amino acids.